AGCGAAAGCGAAAUUUCCCGAGGUCGCGAUCCCGGGCUGGGAGGGAGGGCGCCUUACAUAACAGGCGCCAACAACACCCUUGCCGGCUUCACGUGACGCGCUAAGGUGGGGCGGCCAAGGGUGCCUCGGAGACCGAGCCUGGGAGAAAGGCAACAACUGCCCUCGGACCAGCACGGAAGGCGGCGGCCGCGCCGGGAACUAGUGCCAUGGGGCUCCUCUCCUUCCUUCCCAGCUUCUCCCUCCAAACUUGGGUCCUCAUCCUGGUCUUCUUGGCCCUUUUUGUGCUCUAUGGGAUCUGGCCGUACAGUUUCUUUAAAAAGCUGGGAAUUCCUGGCCCAAGGCCUUUGCCUUUUAUUGGGACCUUUCUCGAAUACCGGAAAGGAAUUCUGAAUUUUGACCAGAGGUGUUAUCAGAAGUAUGGCAAAAUCUGGGGGAUUUUUGAUGGCCGACAGCCAGUGAUGGCUAUUCUAGAUCCUACCAUCAUCAAAACCAUCUUGGUAAAAGAAUUCUACACCCAUUUUACUAACCGCCGGGACUUUGGUUUGAAUGGCGAGCUGGACACAGCAAUAACAAUCGCCCCCGACGAGCAGUGGAAGCGGAUUCGCACGGUUCUGUCUCCCACCUUCACCAGCGGGAGACUGAAGGAGAUGUUGCCCAUCAUCAAUCGUUAUGGAGAAAUGCUGGUGAAGAAUGUCCAGAAGAAAGUGGACAGUGAUGAACCCAUAGACAUGAAAGAAAUCUUUGGGGCCUACAGCAUGGACGUGGUAACCAGCACCUCAUUUAGUAUUGACAUAGACUCCAUGAACAACCCCAACGAUCCUUUUGUCACACACAUCAAGACGUUUCUCAAGUUCAGCUUCUUCAAUCCUCUGAUGAUCCUGAUUGUCGUCUUUCCAUUUCUCGCGCCUCUGCUGAAUAAAUUAAACAUCUCCCUGGGGUCUACCUCCUUCCUAAAAUUCUUCACCGCUGCUGUCAAAAACAUCAAGAAGGACCGUCAAAAGAACAAUCACAUGAACAGGGUUGACUUUCUGCAGCUUAUGGUGGACUCCCAGAUUUCAGGUGACAUCUCUGAUGAAGCAAGUACAUAUAAAGUUCUGACUGACAGGGAGAUCACAGCACAGGCCAUUCUCUUCAUUUUUGCUGGUUAUGAGACCACCAGCAGUUCUCUCAACUUCCUCUCUUACUGCCUGGCCACGCACCCAGAUGUUCAGCAGAAGUUGCAAGAGGAGAUCGAUGAGGCUCUUCCCAGUCAGGCCACACCCACCUACGAAGCUGUCGUUCAGUUGGAGUAUCUUGACAUGGUGGUGAACGAAACCCUCAGGCUCUACCCUCCUGGGGGGCGGAUUGAAAGGGUUUGCAAAAACACCAUAGAGAUUAAUGGAGUGACAAUCCCAAAAGGAACCGUGACCAUGAUCCCCGCCUUUGUCUUGCACCGUGACCCGGAAUAUUGGCCAGAACCAGAAGAGUACAGACCCGAGAGGUUCAGCAAGGAGAGCAGGGAAGCCAUCGACCCGUACGUCUUCCUGCCCUUCGGAGCAGGUCCCAGGAACUGCAUUGGGAUGCGCUUUGCCCUCCUGAUCUUGAAAGUGGCCGUCGUGGUCUUGCUGCAGAAAUUUUCCUUCCGACCCUGCAAAGAGACUCAAAUCCCUCUGGAAUUGGACACCAAGGGCUUCAUACAACCGAAAAAACCCAUCAAGCUGAAGUUGGUCCCCAGAGCCGUUGAUAAUCCCGAGGAAUAGAGGAACCGGACACAGCAGCGAGGAAGCAGCAGCUGCCACCUCCCUCUUUCCACACCUUUUUGCCUUCAUGUCGCUAAGGACUAGUGACUUGUUUUGACAGAACUACAUGAAGGAAGUUUUAGCUUUGAUCCCAGAGUUUUAUUGACUUGAUAACUCUUAAUUUACUUAAUUUAAGCUUACAUGGUAAGCAGAGGUAAAUAAUUAAGGCAUAUCAAUAUUUUAUUAUCUUGUAAUUAAAUUUUGGGUUUUUUUAAAUGCUGCUUCUUGGACAAAGAGCCCUAAAGCAAUGUACAAUAAAAUUAAAACAUACAAUGAAAACCACAUAAUUUAAUAUUGGAGCAAAAAAAACAUACUGCAUGUCCUGACAUACUUUAUACUGCAGUAGUCUUCAACCUUUUCAGACCUGGGACCCACCUUUUAACUCAAACCCAUUUCUUAUUUCUCCUCAUAUAUUUGUAUGGUGGUAGUGCUGCAAUUGUGUCCCACUUUACAUCAGGCUGUGACCCAGUAGUGGGUCUCAACCCACCAGCUGAAGCCACGCUAUAGCUUCCUGUAUAGCUUUUCUCCAUAGCGCCGCAGUUUACAAUAUUUUGAUAAGGUGUCUAACUGGGGCUAUUUGUGGUUCUCACACACCUCCCAAAUUUGCACAUGAAAGCCAGAAAUACUCCUUAUCUUAUGCUUUGAUUUGGAUUCCUGCAUUGUGCAGGGGGUUGGACUUGAUGGCCUUAUAGGCCCCUUCCAACUCUACGAUUCUAUGAUGCUAUGAUCUUUCGCAGCUCUGCCCCACCAAAUAUGAACACUAAUUCCACCCUCCAUUAUUUGGAAUAUUCCGUACUUGGCUGUCAAAUAUUGCCAAGAUCUUUUGCAGAGGUCUUGUUCUGGGUGCUCACGCCUUCGGAGGUGAGGCGAGAGGCAGCUGGAUAGUUGACUGUCAGUAACAGGGACUUCUAGAUGUUGGCAUCCAAUGCACAGAACUCCCUCUCCAAAUCUAUUCAUGGGGUCCCAACACCACUGGCAUUUCAGUGUCAACCCCCCCCCGACAUUUGCAACAUCUGGUUGAUUUUAUUUUGUGUAUCUUUCCUGAUUGGCAGUUUUCCUAUUUGGCAGUUUAUUUUGAAUGUGGGUUUUUGUAACACAUUUUAGUAUCUAUUGUUCUACUGUUUUCUAUGCCACCUGGAGCCCAUGCUUUCAAAAUGUAAAAUAAUAAAUAAAUAAAUAAAUGGUU
Rhineura floridana is the source of this 2964-nucleotide messenger RNA. RefSeq names its product cytochrome P450 3A29-like. The transcript is spliced from 13 exons. Gene Ontology annotation, biological process: oxidative demethylation; steroid metabolic process. The record is from RefSeq and is a predicted model, not a curated record. Lineage: Eukaryota; Metazoa; Chordata; Lepidosauria; Squamata; Rhineuridae. Gene Ontology annotation, molecular function: testosterone 6-beta-hydroxylase activity; iron ion binding; heme binding. Bases 207 to 1739 code for a protein of 510 amino acids.